Phanerochaete carnosa HHB-10118-sp is the source of this 1651-nucleotide messenger RNA. RefSeq lists its product as uncharacterized. The transcript has 3 exons. Lineage: Eukaryota; Fungi; Basidiomycota; Agaricomycetes; Polyporales; Phanerochaetaceae. Gene Ontology annotation, cellular component: plasma membrane. Bases 43 to 1278 code for a protein of 411 amino acids. Gene Ontology annotation, biological process: sulfite transmembrane transport; transmembrane transport. The record is from RefSeq and is a predicted model, not a curated record. Gene Ontology annotation, molecular function: sulfite transmembrane transporter activity.
AUCUCUUAUAGCAAUUUCUCGUGGCAGUGGCACGUCAUUGUGAUGGCCACCGGCGUGUGCUCGUCUUUGUUGCACAACUUCCCGUAUCAAAACGGCACCAAUGCGCUGAAAAUUGCUGCGCUUUCGCUCUUCCUUUCUGACCUCGUGUUAUUUGCCCUUCUGUGUGUCUGGGCCAUUACACGAUGCACGAUGUUCCCAAAGGUAUUUCACGCACUCAUGUGGACUGACCCAGCGACGAGCUUGUUCAUCGGGUUCUUCACGAAUGGUGCAGCAACGCUCAUAAAUGCUGCUCUCUCCGUGAACACAGACUGGGGAACAGGAGACAAAGCUCUUCUUUAUACUCUCUGGGGACUUUGGUGGCUCGACUGCGUCCUCGCAUGCAUCAUCGCGUUCGGUCUCGUCUACGUCAUGAUCGGACAGAAAUACACCGAUCUCUCCAAGCUCCGACCGGUAUGGAUGGUCCCAAUCAUCACGCUCAUCAGCAUGUCGGCAUCAGGGGGCCUGUUCGCCCGCUCAUUACUUCCGCAUUCCCACCUGAUGGCUAUCCUGUCCGCCUCCGUGUCGGCCACCAUGCUCGCGAUCGGCCUGUCGUUCACCAUGAUGCUUACCACCGCCUUCCUGCUGCGCCUCUUCCUCCAUGGACCUCUCGACGCGACGGUCGUGCUUACCACGUUUACAACACUCACUCCGCUUGGACAGGGCGGCUUCUCGAUGUUGAUAAGCGGCAAAAAUAUCGCGGAUAUCCUCGCGCAGCCCCCUGCGCCCGCUCCCAGUUCCCAGCUCGCCGGCGCCGUCGUCUAUUCGAUCUGCAUCUGCGGCGCGUAUGUCCUAUGGAGCAUGGGCCUCGCGUGGAUCGCGAUCGCCUGCUUCUCGAUAUGCAGGCGUGCGAGAGACCUGCCGCAAUUCAGUAUCACACACUGGUGCAUCGUCGUGCCAAAUGGUGUCUUCGCUUCGCUCUCCCUCCAGCUCGGCGUCGCACUCGACAGCGGAUUCUUCAGGGUUUUCGGCGCCGUGUGGACGUGCAUAGUGCUCCUCCUCUGGAUAAUCAUGUUCUGCAGGAGCGUUGUGGCAAUCUGGGAUGGGUCAAUGUUUAACAAGCCCGGCUCGGCCGCUGCCAAGCCAGCGAUGCAAGGCGAGGCCGCUGACAACAAGCUCGACGAAGGUGGUCCAGCACAUAUCGAGGUGUUGCCCAGCUUGAAGCCGAGUGACGUUGAGUCUGUAAUAGAGACUCUUUGUCCUUCUGAGGACGACUCGCCCAAGAACGACAGCGUGGUCUGAGACAGCUGCCGUUUCCUCGCACCCUUAUCUUCUUCUAAUUUGCUGCCGAUUUAAUAUGGUAUUUAUCGUUAAUAUUCACUGUAUCAUAUUUCUAUGACUUUGACUGUCGACUCUUGAUGUUGUAUCGAUAGCGACUUCUCCGGACACCUCUAUAUAGGGACUAUGUAGCUAUAUAUAUAUGUAUAUUCACACGUAUUCUUCCUUCUAGGAUAACAGUAGGAUAAUAUACUCACAUUCGUUGCCGAGCGAUCUCGACCAGCCCAGUUGGUCUGGAAUGAGAACGUGUAAUCAUAGCGACGACGCGGCUUGGAUCUGGCUUCCUCCCCGACUACUAUUCUGCUUGCUUUUGAUCACCCGGUUGGUGAGAGCCGCC